Molecule: messenger RNA, 1860 nt
Organism: Yamadazyma jaroonii
Lineage: Eukaryota; Fungi; Ascomycota; Pichiomycetes; Serinales; Debaryomycetaceae
Source: the annotation of a GenBank genome assembly
AUGUCAGGACCUUUAGUAACUUCACAGUAUGAUGAGUCAGGUAACUAUUAUGCCAGUGUAAUAGUCAGCUUAGAUACUCAUCAGCUUAGAGUUUCAACCACAGAAAAUACUAUCGAUAGUUUUGAUUCAUUAUAUAACUUAGACAAAGAUAAUAAAGUCUCAGUAAUAAAUUGGUUAGACUAUAAUGAACAGAAAUUCAUUGGUAUUGGGUUAACCAACGGGUUAGUAUUAAUAUAUUCCCCAUUCACUAAGAGUAUCAUCACCACCUUAGCCACUUCCAAAAAUUCAUUAAUCACAAGUAUCCAAUACUCAUCCAUCACCAAUUCUUUGUGGAUUUCAGAUAAUUCCGGUCAAGUUUAUGAAUUCGAUAUUUAUUAUAAUUUAUCAUCAAGUUUCUCAAUCAAUGAAUACUUAGAAACCAACGAAUCUGUGAAUAAUUUGAAAAUUAUCAAUCUUGAUCAAACUCCCCAUAUAUUAGUAGGAUCACAUUCUAUCCAUCUUUUAAAUCUCAAGACAAAAGAAUUGAUAAAGACUUUCCCAGCUCACAUUCAACCUGUGAAGUCAAUAAUCGACGUUAAUGAAGAAUAUUUCAUAACCAGUGCUGAAGGUGACAGAUUCAUUAAUUUAUACUCCCUCAAACUUCAAAGCAUCAAAACAGUUUUCGUAGCCGAAGCUCCAGUAAUUGACAUAGAUAUUGGUAAUUAUAAUGGUAAUGUUGUGUUAGUUGCCAAAACUGAAAAUAAAUUGGAAAUUUUCAAUGCUAUAUUAUCAGAAGAUCAUUCAUCUACAAACUCCAAAAAGAAGAGGAAGCAAAUGUCAAAGUCACGUUCUCCAAAUGGUAGCUUAGUAUUGAAGAAACACCCCGAAGACAUAAAAGGUAACAUGACCGAAGAAAUCAGCAUAAUAACCAUCAAAUCGGUGAAGAAUCAAAUUUUCUAUUCAUGGUUAGAAAACGUUAGUGAUGUAAGAUUCGAUAAAGUUCAAUGGAUUGACGAAACUGAUAAUUACCUCAUCAAUACCAUGGAAUUGACAAAGAAGAAGAUGGUAACCAACACUCCUCACCAUUCAUUAAAUGGUAAUGAUGUUUCAUCUAUUGGUCAAUAUAACGAAGGAAACACCAUAGUAAGUGAUGGUUUCAAUUUGAAUAACGUUGAAGACGACGAAGAUAGUUCAGAAACUCUUGCUGAAAAAUUGGAAAAAUUGUCAACUGAAAUCAAACCUUCAGUCGCUAAAAAGAAAAAAGGGUUGAGUAAUAAUACGUUAACUACAAUUUUAUCACAAUCUUUAAGGAAUAAUGAUAUGGCAUUAUUGGAAACUGUUUUAGGUAACAGAGACCAACAAAUAAUUCAAAACACCAUCUUAAGAUUAGAUUCAUCAUUAGCUAUCCUUUUGUUAGAUAGAAUAUCGGAAAAACUUGCAAGACAAUCAACUAAAUUCGACCAAUUAAUUUACUGGAUUAAAUGGAUUAUUAUCAUUCAUGGAAGUGUUUUAGCAUCAUUACCAGGAUUGACUUCUAAAUUAUCCAACUUACAUGGGAUUUUAACCAAAAAAUCAGAUACUUUACCAAGAUUAAUGCAAUUAAAAUCUAAAAUGGAAGUUAUUUAUGAAAACAAUGAAAUGAUUAAGAGUUACGAAAAGAACUUGAAUUACGGUGUUGAAGAAGACGAAGAUACUGACGUCGAGUAUAUUGAAGAAUUAGAUGAUGGUUCAGAUAUCGAAGAUGAGAUGAUGGAUGAUAUUCCUGCAGGUUCAAGCGAUGAGGAAUUACAAGAUUAUAGUGAAGAAGAUGAAGAAGUUGAAGAAGAUGACGAAGAAAUAGGAAUGGUUACCAAUGACUACAUUGAAUCUGAUGAAGAUUAG